Messenger RNA from Bursaphelenchus okinawaensis, 470 nucleotides. The record is from the annotation of a GenBank genome assembly. Lineage: Eukaryota; Metazoa; Nematoda; Chromadorea; Rhabditida; Aphelenchoididae.
AUGGCUUCAUUGGCAAAAAUGAACUUGGAAGAACGGCUUGAUUUGUGCCGUAAAUAUUUUAUAAUUGGAUUUUUUGCAUUACCUUUUGUGUGGCUAGCCAAUGUCUUGUGGUUUGGGCCUGCGAUUUGGAAGAAAAAGCUGGUAGAGAUGGAUAACAUAGAAAAAAGGAUGAUCAAGUGUAAGUUUUUGCUUGAUUGAAGUGUUUUUAUUGUUUAGGAGUUGCUGCUUGUUCAAGACGUGAAGUUUAUACGUUCUUCUAGCUUAUAAUGUUUGCUGGAUAUUAAAGUCAAGCUUAUAUUUGGUGAAACGCAUCUAAACAUCUUGUUUUAGACCUCGUUCUCUCCUUCAUUGGUUUCAUAAUGUGGGCAAUUGGAUUAUUGAUAUGGACCUACGUUUAUUCACAAGCUAGAGUUAACAGAGAGCAAUGGGCCGAAUCUCUGACGUUUUUGUUCCCUAUGGGCCGGGUAUAG